Molecule: messenger RNA, 1256 nt
Organism: Thalassophryne amazonica
Lineage: Eukaryota; Metazoa; Chordata; Actinopteri; Batrachoidiformes; Batrachoididae
Exons: 2
Coding region: 27-767 (246 amino acids)
Source: RefSeq, a predicted model, not a curated record
GUGACUAUAAAGUGAGUAUUGUCAAAAUGGGAACCUCCGGUCAACCUGCAGCGGGUGACGGCAGUGUUCUGGGAACCUCCAUUAAUCCUGCAGCAGGUGACCUUAAUGUUCUGGGAACCUCCGGUAAAGCUGCAGUGGGUGGCCGCAGUGUUCUGGGAACCAUCACUAAUCCUGCAGCAGGUGACCGUAAUGUUCUGGGAACCUCCGGUAAUCCUACAGCAGGUGGCCACAGUGUUCUGGGAACCUCUGGUAAUCCUGCAGAAGGUGAUGGCAGUGUUCUGAGAACCUCAGGUAAUCCUGCUGCAGGUGAUGGCAGUGUUCUGGGAACCUCCAGUAAUCCUGCUGCAGGUGACCUUAAUGUUCUGGGAACCUCCGGUAAUCCUACAGCGGGUGGCCGCAGUGUUCUGGGAACCUCCGGUAAUCCUGCAGCAGGUGAGGGCAGUGUUCUGGGAACCUCCGGUAAUCCUGCUGCAGGUGACCUUAAUGUUCUGGGAACCUCCGGUAAUCCUACAGCGGGUGGCCGCAGUGUUCUGGGAACCUCCGGUAAUCCUGCAGCAGGUGAGGGCAGUGUUCUGGGAACCUCCGGUAAUCCUGCUGCAGGUGACGGCAGUGUUCUGGGAACCUCUGGUAACCCUACAGCGGGUGACGGCAGUGUUCUGGGAACCUCCGAUAAACCUUCAGAGGAUGACGGCAGUGUUCUGGGAACCUCCCGUAAUCCUGCAGCGGGUGGUCACAGGGGAAAGGUUCUGUUUGUGUCACUUUGCUGAUGUGUGCACUGAAGUUUAGAUCUUAAUCUAAAAUAACACCAAAAAAUGUGAUUUAUGCUCACUGAAUUUGAAGAACUUAUUGCUCAUCCAGAUGUUUAUUGCCAGAACACAGUUGGACAAUUCCACCAUGACGGAUGUUACAUUUGUUCGGGGCCGGAGCCAUUUUCAACCUGUCUCACACUAAAAGUUGAAGCCAUAAGUCCCCAAUUGUGUGUGUGGGCAAAGGGAAGAAAAGAUACCCAGUGAUGCUUCUGUUUUAUUUAUUUAUUUUUUUAUGAAAACAAAAAUAUUAGUGCGUCAGACUUUACAUCUUAUAACCGGUUAACCGAUUAACAUGACUUGCAGAUAAAAAGACAUUUUCAGAAAUAUUUUACUGAUUUGCUUAUGAAAAGAUGAAAUAAUCCAAUUAUUGAUGAUUUUACAUCAAGUUUACCCUUUCUUGCAUUUCUAUGUUUCAAAGGUUUUAGGACAUCUGAGAAAACUGUUUCC